Diaporthe batatas is the source of this 969-nucleotide messenger RNA. RefSeq lists its product as uncharacterized. The transcript has a single exon. The record is from RefSeq and is a predicted model, not a curated record. The coding region runs from base 1 to 969 and encodes 322 amino acids. Lineage: Eukaryota; Fungi; Ascomycota; Sordariomycetes; Diaporthales; Diaporthaceae.
AUGUCAACCUCAUCACCGACGCUAGUCUUUGUGCCAGGCGCGUGGCAUAAGCCCGUCUGUUUCGACAAGGUCACCAACAUUCUGCAAGGCAGAUACAAACUCGAAUGCGUCUCAGUUACGUUACCAUCGACCACCGGCAAUCCGGCCGCCACUUUCAAAGAUGACAUCGAUGUCGUCCGCGAGGCUAUAUGCAAAGAAACCAGUCAAGGACACAAUGUCGUCAUCGUCGCCCAUUCUUACGGUGGCAUGGUGGGCAAUAGCGCCAUCAAAGGUUUCAUGAAGCCAGUAGACAACGCCACCGAGGGCAGUGGGACUUCGUCCCACCAGAUAGGCCAUGUCGUGGGCCUCGUCCUUAUCGCCUCCGGCUUUACCUUCACGGGACUCGCCUUCAUGGAUCUUUUCAUGGGAAAACCGCCUCCUUUCUGGCGAAUCAAUAACACGACCGGAUACGCCGAGCUCGUUGCGCCUCCACGUGAGCUCUUCUACCACGACGUACCCGCAGACGAAGCAGAAUAUUGGGUGUCGCAGCUCACCAACCAGAGCCUCAAGUCGCUCUUUGAGGGGGGCGAAUUCGCAUACGCCGGCUGGCAGGACGUCCCCGUGUGGUAUCUAGGUACCAUUGAGGAUCGCGGCCAGCCCGUGGUGGCGCAGCGUAUGCAGGUCGGCAUGGCCAGGGAGAUGGGCGCUCAUGUGCAACAUAGGGAGCUGCGGUCGAGCCACUCGCCGUUUCUGAGCCGGCCCGAACAGACCGCCGGGAUCGUGUUCGAAGCUGUCGGUGCGUUCACUGGCCACCCUGUGGCGACAGCAAAAACACCGGAAGAUACCGUAGGUGGUGACGGCGAGGUCUUAACAGCGGUCAGAUUGAGGGAGCUUCUCACGUGGUACAGGUACGGGCUACCGUUAGCGCUUGGACACCUCAUUGGAAGGUGUAUAAUCAUCUCCCGUUGGUGUAAGAAGCUGCGGCGAUGA